AUGACGGAAGUGUCCGGCUCGCCUCUGCUCAGCGUGGAUCGGCCGCGGUCCACGCGGUCCAGCAUCUCGAGCGAUGCGGCCCGGCGCAAGAUGAGUGCGCGGCCAAGACAGCCCCCUCUGGAUCCGACAGCCUGGUCGUCCUGGCUUCACUCUUACCAGCGCGGACUCUGGACCGACAGCUCCGGCGUCGAUAGCGAUACCGAGGCACCCUGCUCGCCUCUCGGCGACGCGGGAGCCUCGACCUCGUCCUGCACUUCUGUCAGCGGCAGCACCGAUGACCGGCCAAAGAUGUGCCCGCUCCAGGACCAGAUGGUCCGAUCCCACAACGGCAAUAUGCUCGACUCGUUCGAGUUCUUCAAGCGGAAUGGCUGGCUCGCUCCGCCGCAGCUGCCGCGCAAGCACCGGCACAAGUGCGGCCUGGCGCUGCGGCGGCACCACGUCACUGGCCCGCACGAGCGCGAGGCGCUCAACCUCUACGUCAAGCACACCAUGGCCGUCUUCAAGGUCGACUACGCCUCAUUCAUGAUUGCCAGUACAAACGAGUCGGAUAUGCUCAUCCUCGCGCAGGAGGGUGGCAAGGCCGACGUGCAGCGCAUCGACCGCGCCACGACCCUCUGCGCCCACGCCAUGCUGCUGUCCGAGGACGAGGUGCUGGUCGUCGCCGACACCAGCAAGGACUGGCGCUUCUCGGCCUGCCCCGCGACCAACGCUGGCACGCCCUGCAGCAAGCUGGGCCACUCGCUCCGCUUCUACGCAUCGGCGCCCCUCUACCUCUCCUACUCGUACGACGGCGUCGAGGGCAUGGUCCAGGCCGGACGGCUGUGCAUCAUGGCCAGGGAGCCGCGCCAAUUCAGCGAGGCAGAUGCCGACCUGCUGCUGUCCAUUUCUCGGAUGGCGAGCGACGCCAUGGAAAAGGAGCACCAGAUCCGGCGCAAUGCAAAGACGGCAGACAUGCAGCGGAGGUCGGCCAAGCUGGUGCGCGCCAUCGAGACGGUCAAGUCGUCAUCGGUGUCGCGAAGUCCGGCCUCGACCGACGCCGGCGGUGGCGACGACGACGCAGCCGCCUCAUCAAGCGCCGAGUCGUCCGGGGCCGAGGGCAUGCUGCGCUACUCGACGUCGGUCAUCGACAUCGCGUGCGACGAGCUGCGUGGGGCCCUCGGUGCCGUCGCGGUCGCCGCCAUCGACAUUUCCGGCCUGCGGAUCAAGCCGGCCGCGCAGGGCAGCGUGUCGCCGAGGACGUCGGCCUACCCUAUGACGCCAUGGCAGGUGCCCGACACGCGGCUGCUCGCGGCGCCGCUGACGCCGCCCUCGGAGCUCGGCGGCGCGACGACGGCUAUCCUCGAUGCCGUCGCAGGCCCCUCGACCUCUCCGACGAUGCGGCGGCAUCCCAUGCACCGCACGCGGAGCUCGGGCGUCGACGAGGUCGAGCCGAUGGUCAACGGCCCGCCAGUCCAGCUUCUCUGCCUAGGCGGCGACGCCAAGUACCGACCCGUGGUCAAGGGCCCCGCCCAGCUCCAGGCGCUGUGCGACUGGCUGGGCCGCCGCGUCCGCAACGACCGCCUCGAGAGCCGCGUCAAGGUCUACCGCACGCCACACGACACGACCCAGUCGGACGAGGACAGCGAGCCGCUCGACGCGCCGCCGCCGAGUUCAUCGAAUCCGCUCUCACCGCUGCUGCCGGGCGAGGUGCCGGUGCGCGAGUAUGCCGUGGCUGCUGCCUAUGACGUGCAGCAGGCGAGGCCGCUGCUCUGCUUCCUCGUUAUGUUCUCCGACGACGCCGCCCUCGAGGAGCCCGAACAGCUGUUUAUGGAGAGCUGCGUCGAGUACGCCGUCAGCAGCAUCAUCCGCCAAAAGGCGCGCGACAUUGACGGCAUCCAGGCCGAGUUCCUCCGCCACGUGCAGCACAACCUGCGCACCCCGCUGCACGGCGCCCUCGGCGCCGUCGAGUACCUGCGCAGCUUCAUCAUUGCGGGCGACAUUACCGAGGAGGAAGCGGCGCCCUCGAUCGACCUGCGGCCCGACGGCGUGCUGGCGACGCUGCUCGACUCGAUCUCGCUCAGCGGCACCACGCUCAACACGUACAUCGACGAUCUGCUCAGCUUCCAGAACUUGGCGGGCCUCACUGACGGCUCGCGCCGCCUGGCUAAGCCGGUCUCGACCGACAUUGUCAAGCUGGUCGAGACCGUCUGCAACGAGGAGUGGGAGCUGGCGCAGCGGCUCGAGAUGCAGUCGCAGCGGCUCGAGGUCGGCUCCGGCGGUUCCAACACCUCGCUGCAGCUCAUCAUCAAGGCCGACGACCGCGUCGCGGCCCACGAAUGGAUGGUCGACGCCAAGGCGCUCAGCCACGCCGUCCGCAAGGUGGCCUCUAACGCCAUCAAGUUCUCGCACCACGGCUACGUCGAGGUCUGCCUCCGCGCCGGCCGCCACGCGCCCGAUGCCGAGACCGGCGAGGUGCCCGUCGAGAUCGAGGUGCGCGACACGGGCAUCGGCAUGACGCGCGAGUUCUGCACCGAGCACCUCACCAAGCCCUUCACCAAGGGCGACUCGUUCCGCGACGGCAUCGGCCUCGGCAUGACGAUCGUGUCAUCGACGGUGCAAAACAUGGGCGGCAAGCUGUCGGUCGCCUCGGAGGUCAACGUCGGCACCCGGGUCACCAUGACGCUGCCCUUGGCCGUCGGCAACCCGAGGGCGGGCAACGGCGGCGUGGCUGACGGCGGCGCAGCCACGUCUCCGCAGCCGUUCGCCGUCAAGCGCAUCGCCUUCUUUGGCAUGGAGACGCGCGGCCUGCGUCGGCUGAGCAACAGCAUCUGCGAGUACCUGAUGCCCAACGGCGACCUGCAGCUGGUCUCGGACCCGCUCGAGGCCGACUGCAUCAUCCUGCCGGACUGCGCCAUCUCGCGCCUGGUCGAGGGCGACUCGCCGCUGCGCGACCGGCUGCGGCCCGACGCGCGCUUCGUCGUCGUCCAGCUCUCGCUCCGUGUGCGGCCCGAGGGCAUCGUCGCCUUCCAGGACCGCGCGGUGCUGCCGUUCCUGUCGCCGCACGGCCCCUCGGCGCUUGACCUGCUGGUGCGCUUCCUGCGCGAGGAGCACCCGGGCAUGAUCCGCGACGCCGCCCAUCGCCCGCUCCACGCCUACUACCAUCCGCGCUCCGCUUCGGUCGACGGGCCAAGCGACGCUACGCGUGUCAACGGCUCGGACGCCUCGGCCGUGUCUGACGCCGACUCGGCGUCCACGGUGGUCGCAGUCGAGGCGUCACUCAAGGGCGCCGUCGAGCCGUCGACGGACCCAGACGCAGCGCCUGCGGGCGACGAUGGCGAGGCCCACGUGGCCGCUGUCCAGUCGGAACCUUCGUCAGCGCCACCGGAGCAGCCCACGCCCAUCGACGAGGGCAGGGUCGAGGGCGGCGGCCACGACAGCGGCGACGAAUUCCGCGUACUGGUGGUCGAGGACAACCCGAUCAACAUGAAGCUGAUCGUGACGCUGCUCAAGCGGCUGCAGAUCCGGUACGAAGAGGCGCACGACGGCGCCGAGGCGGUGCUCAAGUUUAUCUCGUUCCGCCCCGCCGUGGUGCUGCUCGACAUUUCGCUUCCGAUACAGGACGGCUUCGAGGCGUGCACCCAGAUGCGCGCCCACAACCACCCGUCGCACAUUGUGGCCAUCACGGCGCUCAGCUCCGACGACGACCGGCAGCGCGGCAUCGAGACGUGCGGCAUGGACGCGUGGAUGACCAAACCCGUGUCGCCGCGGCUGCUGCGCCAGGACAUCAUUGCCUGGCAGCAGGCGUGGCUCGACAAGGCCAUCGCUGUCGCUGACCCGGCGUCGCGGCCGGCCGAGCCCGAGCCCGUGGCGGCCUAG
Messenger RNA from Pseudozyma flocculosa PF-1, 3855 nucleotides. RefSeq lists its product as uncharacterized. Gene Ontology annotation, biological process: protein autophosphorylation; phosphorelay signal transduction system. Lineage: Eukaryota; Fungi; Basidiomycota; Ustilaginomycetes; Ustilaginales; Ustilaginaceae. The coding region runs from base 1 to 3855 and encodes 1284 amino acids. The record is from RefSeq and is a predicted model, not a curated record. Gene Ontology annotation, molecular function: phosphorelay sensor kinase activity; histidine phosphotransfer kinase activity. The transcript has 2 exons.